AUGGCACCAAUCAAAGUUGGUCUUAUGGGCUAUGGCUUCUCUACCAAGUGCUUCCAUCUUCCGUUCAUCACCCCGAACCCUGACCUCGAAGUCUGUGCCUUCCUGCAGCGCAAGGAGCCGUCAGAAGCCGGCUCGUGGGGGCACUGCACGAAGGACUAUCCGGAUGCCAAAUGGCAUCGUACUGAGGACGAGUUCUUCGCGGACUCGAACAUCGAACUGGUGAUCGUCUGUACCGGUUCGAAGAUCCAUACUCAGCAUGCCGAGAAAGCCCUGAAGGCUGGCAAGCAUGUCGUCGUUGAAAAGCCAUUCACCGUCAGCAGUGCGGAAGCAGAUCAUCUGAUCGCCCUCGCCAAGCAAGAAAAGAAGGUCCUGACCGUCUUCCAAAAUCGACGCUACGACUCCGACUUCCGGACUCUGCAACACCUUAUGCAGCAAGGUGCCUUUGGCACCGUAACCGAGUUUGAAAACCACUACGAUACUGACCAGCCUGAGUGGGUCCUGAAGUGGGACAAGCCAGGCUAUGAAGCUGGUGAAGGUAUGCUUUAUGGUCUUGGCACUCACAGCAUCGAUCAAACAUUACUUCUGUUUGGUCCUCCGAAAAGUGUGACGGCUUGGUGGCGAGCGACAAGAAUGGAGAGUCAGACCGACGAUGCCUUCACCGUCAUCCUGCAGUAUGGUGGCGACAAAAAGAAUCUGGUUUGUACCGUUAAGACGACGAUUGUGACUCCCUUGCCCAUGUCCAAGAUCCCUAAGUUUAUCAUUCGGGGUACUGAGGGUGCCUUUAUUAAGAACGGCGAGGACCCGCAAAUCGAUCAUCUCUUCGCAGGCAUGAAGGUAGACGACCCAAAGUUCGGCGUCGAGCCGGAAAGUUAUCACGGCUACGUUGCGAGCAAGAAGCAGCUGGACGCCGGUGACCUUAGCAAGGAAGGCGGGAGUCCGUCGGCGCCCUACCACGGCGUAUAUCCGAGUCAGAAGGGUAGUUACCUUGACUACUACAAGGAUGUAGUCAAGGCGAUCCGAGGUGAGGCUGAGGUGGCGGUUAAGCCAGAGCAGAGUCGCGAUGGCAUUCGCGUGAUCGAAUUGGCGAGGGAGAGCGCUGAGAAGGGUGUGACUGUUGAGUUCAACUAG
This is a messenger RNA of Baudoinia panamericana UAMH 10762, 1128 nucleotides long. RefSeq lists its product as uncharacterized. Bases 1 to 1128 code for a protein of 375 amino acids. NCBI's taxonomy places the organism in Eukaryota, Fungi, Ascomycota, Dothideomycetes, Mycosphaerellales, Teratosphaeriaceae. Gene Ontology annotation, molecular function: nucleotide binding. The transcript is spliced from 3 exons. The record is from RefSeq and is a predicted model, not a curated record.